Molecule: messenger RNA, 1460 nt
Organism: Tribolium castaneum (red flour beetle)
Lineage: Eukaryota; Metazoa; Arthropoda; Insecta; Coleoptera; Tenebrionidae
Product: alanine--glyoxylate aminotransferase
Exons: 4
Coding region: 146-1315 (389 amino acids)
Cellular component (GO): peroxisome
Molecular function (GO): L-alanine:glyoxylate transaminase activity; L-serine:pyruvate transaminase activity
Source: RefSeq, a predicted model, not a curated record
CAUCAAAUUCUAUACUUUUAAACCAAACCAUACCAAUGUUAAAAGGUUAAACCUUGAUAAAGUCAUUAUUUUGAUAAGCUUGUAAAUAAAGAGCGAUCAUUUACAUGCAAACUGAUAUUACAAGUUAUUUCUUCCUUGAGUUACCAUGGACGUACCACCGCCCCAAGAACUAACCCAGCCUUUGCAAGUCCCCUCCAAGACCCUCAUGGGUCCGGGACCCUCAAACUGCUCCCCAAGGGUCAUGGAGGCCAUUUCGAGACCCAUCUUGGGGCACAUGCAUCCCGAAAUAUUCAAGAUAAUGGACGAUAUCAAAGCCGGCAUCCGCUACGUGUUCCAAACUAGCAACCCCCUGACCCUCGCCGUCAGCGCCUCCGGUCACGGGGGCAUGGAGGCCGUGCUCUGCAACCUCCUGGAGCCCGGGGACACGGCCCUGAUCGCCGUCAACGGCAUUUGGGGCGAACGCGCCGCUUCCAUGGCCGGCAGAUACGGGGCCAAAGUCACCACCGUCGAGGCCGAAGUCGGUCACGAUUUCACCCUCGCCCAGAUCGAAAAUGCCGUCAGCAAGCACCGACCACACGUGCUUUUCGUCACCCAAGGCGAGAGUUCCUCCGGCGUUUAUCAAAACAUCGAAGGAAUUGGCGAUAUCUGCCACAGAUAUGGGUGCCUGCUGGCGGUGGACACGGUGGCCUCCUUGGGCGGAGUGCCGUUCCUCGCUGACAGGUGGGGCGUGGACGCUGUCUACACCGGCACGCAGAAGGUCCUAGGCGCUCCGGCCGGGCUCGCCCCCAUCUCCUUCAGCCCCAGGGCGCAGCGUAAAAUUUUCGAGCGCAAGAGCCCGGUGAAGGUGCUCUACUGGGACAUGACGGUGCUGGGCGAUUACUGGGAUUGCUUUGGUCGUUCCCGGGUGUACCAUCACACCAUCGCCUCGCAGCUUUUAUACGGCCUGAGGGAGGGUUUGGCGCAAAUUGCCGAGGAAGGGUUGGAGAGCGUCAACAGAAGGCACCAAGAGUGCGCUCAGAGGUUUUACCGGGGGUUGGAGAGGUUGAGGCUGCAACCCUUCGUCACCGACACGUAUAAGAGGUUGCCUACUGUGACGUCCAUCAAAGUGCCUGACGGUGUGGAUUGGCGGGAAGUGGUGGCGUACGCCAUGAAAAAUUAUUCGGUGGAAAUUAGUGGUGGUUUGGGCCCGUCCGCGAAUAAAGUGUUCAGGGUUGGUUUGAUGGGCUAUAAUGCGACGCCUGAGAAGGUUGAUCUGGUUUUGGAGGUUUUGGAAAAGGCGCUGAAGGCGUCAGGUUGGAAUCGCAGUAAAUUGUAAAUGAAAAUGGCGGGUGUUUGUGAAGCGUUUAUUUCUAGCUAGCAGGUACACUUAUAUGUAUAGCUUGGAUUGUUACAUGUUGCAUUAUUACCACGUCCAUGUCCUAUUUAAUGUCAACACAAGAAAUAAAAAUUACCAAAUGCAA